Pseudozyma flocculosa PF-1 is the source of this 1338-nucleotide messenger RNA. RefSeq lists its product as uncharacterized. Lineage: Eukaryota; Fungi; Basidiomycota; Ustilaginomycetes; Ustilaginales; Ustilaginaceae. Gene Ontology annotation, biological process: fatty acid beta-oxidation using acyl-CoA dehydrogenase; fatty-acyl-CoA biosynthetic process. Gene Ontology annotation, molecular function: glutaryl-CoA dehydrogenase activity; fatty-acyl-CoA binding; flavin adenine dinucleotide binding. Bases 1 to 1338 code for a protein of 445 amino acids. The record is from RefSeq and is a predicted model, not a curated record. The transcript is spliced from 3 exons. Gene Ontology annotation, cellular component: mitochondrial inner membrane.
AUGGCCAACCCACUCCGCGCAGCGCUGCCUUCGCUCAGAGCGGCCGCAAAGGCCACGAGGGCCUCGGCCCUGGCCGCCCCCGCGCGCAACUAUGCCAUCUCGUCGACUGCAAUCACCCCCGACGCCGUCUCGGCCAAAGAGUUCCGCAUGACCGACUUUGCAAAGUUCAACUGGGAGGACCCGCUCAACCUCUCGUCGCAGCUCUCGGAAGAGGAGCUCGCCAUCAGCCAGACAGCCCACGACUUUUGCCAGGAGACGCUGCAGCCAAAGGUCACCGAGAUGUACCGCACAGAGAGCUGGGACCCUACCAUCCUCCCCUCGCUCGGCUCCCUCGGCCUGCUGGGCUCGACCAUCGAGGGCUACGGGUGCGCCGGCGUCAACUCGGUCUGCUACGGCCUCAUCGCGCGCGAGGUCGAGCGUGUGGACAGCGGCUACCGCUCCAUCAUGUCGGUCCAGUCGUCGCUCGUCAUGGGCCCCAUCAACCAGUUCGGCACAGAGGCGCAGAAGGAAAAGUACCUGCCGCGCCUCGCAAAGGGCGAGCUGGUCGGCUGCUUUGGCCUCACGGAGCCAAACCACGGCUCCGACCCCAGCGGCAUGGAGACCACCGCCACCGACACCGGCGACGGCCACGUCGUCCUCAACGGCAGCAAGACCUGGAUCAGCAACUCGCCCCACGCCGACGUCUUUGUCAUCUGGGCCAAGUGCAAGUGGGACAACAAGGUGCGCGGCUUUGUGCUCGAAAAGGGCACAAAGGGCCUCUCUGCGCCCGCCAUCAAGAACAAGCUGAUGCUGCGCGCCUCGGUGACGGGCUCCAUCUUCCUCGAGGACGUGCGCGUCAAGAUGGACGAUGCGCUGCUCCCGCACGCCCGGCCGGGGCUGGGCGCGCCGUUCGAGUGCCUCAACUCGGCGCGCUACGGCAUCGGCUGGGGCGCCAUGGGCGCGCUCGAGGCGUGCAUCGCCGAGGCGCGCCAGUACGCGCUGGACCGCAAGCAGUUUAAGCGGCCGCUGGCGUCGUUCCAGCUGAUCCAGCGCAAGUUGGCCGACGCGGCGUCCGAGGCCGCGCUGGGCCUGGGCGCAUCGCUGCAGCUGGGCCGCAUGAAGGACAGCGGCAACUGGAGCCCCGAGAUGGUGUCGCUCGUCAAGCGCAACAACUGCGGCAAGGCGCUCAACCACUCGCGCAUCCUCAUGGAAAUCUUUGGCGGAAACGCCGCCAGCGACGAGUACCACAUCGGCCGCCAUGCCCAGAACCUGCACGUCGUCAGCACCUACGAGGGCACCGCCGACGUCCAUGCCCUCAUCCUCGGCAAGGGCAUCACGGGCAUCCAGGCGUUUGCCUGA